CAAAAAUGUUCGUUCUCAACGUUUUAACAGCAAAGACAUUGUUAUCGACAUUAAUGAAGGCAUAUGGAGAGGAUAGCUGGCGGAGGUUACGCGAACGAAGGUCAAUUUCCGUUCAUGGCUGUCGUGCAUCGAUUGAUUGAUGGCAGAAGGGUUUCUCAAUGCGGCGGCACCGUCAUUUCGGAGAGAUGGGUGUUGACCGCGGGACAUUGCAUCGCUAGGUUUCCGCGACGGUUCUUUGUGAUAUUCGGCAUUGUCGACAAGUCCGGGAUCGGUUACAGUGUCAACAAAGGACCCGGCGUCGCGAUGAUGACCACGCGCGCUUUCGUUCAUCCCAAUUACUUCUCCAGCAAGAACGACAUCGGAUUGUUGCGCAUGCCGCGAGACAUUCCCUUCUCAGAAAAAAUCCAACCGAUAGAUCUGGCCGGUCCGAAGGAGGGCAAAGUCUUGGCCGACACGAUGGCUUACGUGGUCGGAUGGGGUCGUGACGGAUUCAGUCCGACGGGAACGAAAAAAUUGAAGUACGCCCUGAUGCCGUUAAUUUCGAAACGUAAAUGCGUCAGAUACUGGAGGGUGGAUUAUAGAAAUAUAUGCACGCAACCGGGACUUGGCAAAAACGCCUGUCAGGGUGACAGCGGAGGUCCUCUUUUCGUAAUGAGAGACAAUCGGCCGCUGCAAAUUGGCAUCGUGAGUUACGGGGACGCGAACUGUCCGAGCGGCAGACCCGGUGUGUACACCAGAGUAGCCGCGUUUACGGGAUUUAUUCGACUGGUUACUGGAAUCGAAUUUUCUUAG
Messenger RNA from Pseudomyrmex gracilis, 792 nucleotides. Its product is annotated as chymotrypsin-like protease CTRL-1. Gene Ontology annotation, biological process: proteolysis. Gene Ontology annotation, molecular function: serine-type endopeptidase activity. Bases 64 to 792 code for a protein of 242 amino acids. Lineage: Eukaryota; Metazoa; Arthropoda; Insecta; Hymenoptera; Formicidae. The transcript is spliced from 4 exons. The record is from RefSeq and is a predicted model, not a curated record.